UGCAGUCGACAAAUAUGUCGUUUCUUGGAGUAUCAAGACCUUACUGCCCUCUGUUGUGUUAAUAAAACGAUUAAUGAAUUCUUGAGUAAUCCCAAGAGUUCUAAUGAUAUUUGGUGCAGUGCUCGGCAUAAAUUCAGUACGGUACUAUAUACAGAUCCACCUGAAGGAAUGUCAGAACGUGAAUUCGCAAAACUUUUUAGUUCUGCCAGCAAGUGUCAAUGUUGCGGUAGAACGGAUAAACGAGUGAGAAUUUAUUGGAUCCCUCGAGUAAGAUCAUGCGUCCAGUGUUUGGAAGACAACGCCAUCAGUAUUGAUGAUAUCGAAUAUUGGAAAAUCGACCCAAAAGUUUUAAAGGUUACACCCUGCGUGUCUAAUGAACAUGAAUUUGGAGACGGAAAGGCUUAUUAUUGGGUUCCUCAUCUUCUCUAUUUAUCAGAACAAUUCCAUAGUCUUGAUAUGUACAAUGAAGCAUCUAUAAGUAGAUGGAUCGAAGAUAAGAAGAAGUUAUUACAUAGACUAAUAAACGACGCACUUGAACGGCACCGUAUGCUAUCUAGAACGACAUUCUCCAUAUUCUACCGAGAAGAAAGGGUAGAGAAUAUGGAUGACUUUAACGGUAUAGACCCGUUGUCUAUAAAGACGUAUGAUCGAGUUAAUUUGGGGGUGCCAUCAUUAAAGAAAGUAGUUGAACCUACUGAGGAUUGCUUUGAACCACAAUCAUCUGAAGAAUCAGAAACAACGACUGAGCAGGCUGUUGAAAUGAAAGCAGGUGAAAUGAUGAAGUUAGGACUUGGGCAUAAACCUAAGCAAAAAAAGAAAAGGAGCAGAAAUAAAAAGAUGAAAAUUCAAGAAAAAAAUAAGAUCAAUUCCUCUGAAAAGAAAAAACAAAAUAAAGGGACUGCUGAUAUUCAAGAAGAGCCAAUAGCUAAAAGAACAAGAUCUCAGAGAAAGAAGAAGGCUGAAUCAAAACGGAGUAAAAAAAAAUCAAAAAAACAUGCACCUACUGCUUCAAACGAACCUAUAAAUCCAAAUGCCAACUUUACAGGAGGACCUGGACUAUUCAACAAUGUUGGAUCAUCUUUGUUUCCUUUUCAAGUCGACAAUACUUCUGGUCUAUCAGUAUUUCCGCAAGGGAACUCCAGCAUAAAUAUUACCAAGUCCAAGCGUAGAGAAAUAUUGGUUGGUUUGCGCCAAUAUACAUUGACAAGUAACACCUCACAAGGAACAUAUGGAAUUAGAACUGACGAGCCAAUUUACGAAUUUCUCCCAAUGUGUCAUACAUUCAAAGUUCCUCCACCCGAAAACAAUUUAUGGUUGCCUUACUCUCCACCAUUUUUGAUUAAUGUGAUUCAAAUGAUUCGUUACGAAGCUAUGACCAUGUCUCAGAUGUUCUUUCCGUACCAGCGACCAGGGAAUGUUUUUACACUGGCCGGAGCUAUUGCACAUCGAUUUAAUAGAUAUCCAGUUUUCCAAUGCAAGAUUUGCAAACUUUCACAGGUUGACUUGAUUCAACAAGUGAAAAACCAUGUUGCAGUGAUUCAUCAAGUUUACGAGGAGUUACCAUCAAAUGCAAUAGAAGUGAACGAAUUAAAGUUGAUCGAUUAUUUAGUUGAAGGUUUUGACAUUUGA
Molecule: messenger RNA, 1629 nt
Organism: Acaulospora morrowiae
Lineage: Eukaryota; Fungi; Glomeromycota; Glomeromycetes; Diversisporales; Acaulosporaceae
Source: the annotation of a GenBank genome assembly